This is a messenger RNA of Striga hermonthica, 2241 nucleotides long. The record is from the annotation of a GenBank genome assembly. NCBI's taxonomy places the organism in Eukaryota, Viridiplantae, Streptophyta, Magnoliopsida, Lamiales, Orobanchaceae.
AUGCUGCAGGUAUUAGGGAAAAACAAGCUGGUCCUAUGCAUCAGAAACAUCAGGUUCCCUGUUAGGAGAAACCGGUGUCUGAAACUCUCUUUUGGCAUGGGCUGCAUUUGCUCCAAAGGGGAAAAAGAUGAGAACAAGGUCAAGAAAGAGAGAGGCUCCAAAGGAUCCUUCAAACGAUCUGUUAGGAAGGAAGAUAUUGUGGUCGAGGUUGAUAAUGGAGGCAGUGAAGCUACCACGAGGCUUAUAUCAACAGAUAACGCUGAGAAAAGUGCAGGGUCAACCCCGGCUGUGUGGGAGCAGAGUUAUAAGAAGCCAAUGGUUAGUGAGAAACCUGUUGUUGUGUCCCAAAUGGUCGAGAAUGGGACCCAGGGGGGGAAGCCUCAGAUGUGUCGGGUGUUGAGCAUGAGAAAUGGGGUUGACGGGUCACAGGUGGUUGCUGGCUGGCCGUCGUGGCUGACCUCAGUGGCCGGGGAAGCUAUUAAAGGGUGGAUACCUCGGAAAGCGGAUUCUUUCGAGAAAUUGGAUAAGAUUGGUCAGGGAACAUACAGCAGCGUGUAUAGAGCUCGUGACCUUGAAACUGGAAAAAUUGUCGCUUUGAAGAAAGUGCGGUUUGUCAACAUGGACCCUGAAAGCGUCCGUUUCAUGGCCAGGGAAAUCCUUAUCCUACGCAGGCUCGAUCACCCUAAUGUCAUGAAGCUUGAAGGUCUUGUCACUUCAAGGGUUUCAGGGAAUCUUUACCUGGUAUUCGAAUACAUGGAACAUGAUCUUGCGGGACUUGCGGCUUCACCAGUAGUUCGAUUGAAUGAAUCUCAGCAGAUAAAGUGCUUCAUGCAACAGCUGCUUCGUGGACUUGAACACUGUCAUAGCCGUGGAGUCCUGCACCGUGAUAUUAAGGGUUCAAAUCUUCUGAUUGAUGAUCAUGGAAAUCUAAAGAUUGGUGAUUUUGGGUUGGCCACCUUUUUCCGGGCCAAUCAAAAGCAGCCCCUAACUAGUCGUGUUGUAACCUUGUGGUAUCGACCUCCUGAGCUUUUACUUGGUGCUACAGAUUAUGGCGUAGCUGUUGAUUUAUGGAGCUCGGGUUGCAUUCUUGCUGAAUUAUUUGCAGGGAAACCAAUCAUGCCCGGAAGAACAGAGGUUGAACAACUUCAUAAAAUCUUUAAACUUUGUGGUUCACCCUCAGAAGAAUACUGGAAAACAUCAAAGCUACUGCAUGCUACAAUUUUUAAGCCUCAGCAUCCGUACAAGAGAUGUGUGGCUGAGACAUUUAAGGAUUUCCCCCCUUCGACUUUAUCACUUCUUGAAUCACUUCUUGCUUUUGAACCAGAGCUUAGAGGAUCAACAACUUCUGCACUUCAUAGUGAGUUCUUCACGACAAAACCUUUACCUUGCGAUCCAUCAUCUUUGCCAAAGUACCCACCUUGCAAAGAGUAUGACGUGAGAGCACGAGAUGAAGAGGCGAGAAGACAGAGUGCAGCUGGUGGAAAGGGAGGCCGGGUCGAAUCAUCCAGAAAAGGCUCCAAAGAGUCCAAAGCAGUCCCAGCACCUGAUGCUAAUGCUGAACUGCCAGCGUCAAUACAGAAAAGAAAAGGGCAAUCGAAUCCCAAGAGUAACAGCGAGAUGUACAACCGCGAGGAGGACAGUGGUUCGGGCUUCCCGAUCGAGCCAUCAAGAGGAUCUUCACAUGAUAAUAGCCACUCGAUGCUCAUGGGCCCAUCUGGAAAUUCACUGGAUUCAGUGAACGAGGAGCAUCGUCUGAAUUCUCAUGGGCUGCUCGACUCCUCGGGAUACCGAGACCUAAAGACCCAGAGAUCUUUCAAGCCGCAGGGUACCCGACUGGCUCGGUUUUCCAACUCGGUGGCUGCCCGUGGCAACUCGCAGCUUGAUUUCAGCCGGGACUCGAGCGUCCACGCAAACUGGCGGAAGCACGACUCGGGAUACGAACGGGUGGAAGAUACUGACCAGCCCAAUCAUCUGCUGGGAAAAGCAGAUUCCCCGUACAAGAGUAACGGGCAGGUGCCUAAUCUCAAGGACGCUAAUGUGGGUUAUGCUUUCAAGAAGACAAGAAUGCACUAUUCUGGGCCGUUGCUGCCUCCAGGUGGAAGUGUGGAGGAAAUGCUGAAAGAGCACGAAAAACAGAUUCAAAUAGCUGUAAGAAAAGCUCGUGAGAAGAGUAAGAGCAGGAAAAGCCUGCUCAAUAAUGGACAGACAGAUUCACUCCUCGGGUAUGUUAAUGGCCGCUGA